CCAAGAACGCCACAGUAUCUGCUGUCGCAAGAGUGUCUGUUUUCGUACAAGAGGAAGCCACUGUUUGAGAGUGACAGAUCUCAUCAUGCAGCUGUUGGUGGACGUUCUGAAAUGGUUCAGAGUCGAGGCGAGUGGAUUCUCUGUGACCAUGUGCCUUUUUCUGCUUUUUCUCAGCCUCCUCUACUGGUAUUCCAUCUAUCCAUAUUCCGUUCUGGAGCGUUGUGGCAUCAAACACCCAAAGCCGUCGCCAUUCUUUGGAAACCUCAUGCUGUUUAGGAACGGUUUUUUAGGUCCACAUGCAGAUCUUAUAAACAAGUAUGGACGAGUGUGUGGUUAUUAUUUAGGCCGUCGGCCGAUAGUGAUCGUGGCAGACCCUGAAAUACUCAGGCAGGUGAUGGUGAAGGAAUUCAGUAGGUUCCCAAACAGGAUGACUAUCAGGGGCGGGACUAAACCGAUGAGUGAGAGUCUGAUUAUGCUAAAGGACGAACGCUGGAGGCGGGUUCGGAGCAUCCUGACACCAUCCUUCAGUGCUGCCAAGAUGAAAGAGAUGGCUCCCCUCAUCAACAUGGCUACAGAAACAUUACUGAACAAUCUGAAAAGGAAUGCCGAGUCUGGUGACAGCUUUGACAUUCACAGGUGUUUCGGCUGUUUCACAAUGGAUGUAAUUGCCAGUGUGGCAUUCGGUACGCAGGUGGACUCUCAGAACAAUCCUGAUGAUCCUUUUGUGCACCACGCCUCCAAGUUCUUCUCCUUCACCUUCUUCCGGCCCCUCAUGAUAUUCCUCAUUGCAUUUCCAUUUCUUCUUAAUCCUCUUUCUGGCCUCAUCCCCAACAAAUCGAGGGAUGAAAUGAACCGUUUCUUUAUCAGCUGUAUCCAGAAGAUCAUUAAACAGAGAGAUGAACUGCCACCAGAACAGCGGCGGCGGGAUUUCCUGCAGCUGAUGCUGGAUGUCCGGAGCAGCAGCGAAUGUUUGUCUGUGGAGCAUUUUGAUGUGGUCAAUCAUGCUGAUGAACAGGCCUGCCCAGAUCAGGAGACGGCCAGCGGGCAAGAAAACAGUCAAAGCUCUGGCCACGAUUCCGCCAAGCGCGUCCAGCAGAAGAGAAUGAUGACGGAGGAUGAGAUUGUGGGUCAGGCGUUCAUCUUCCUGUUGGCCGGCUAUGAGACGAGCAGCAACACACUAGCGUUCACCUGCUACCUGUUAGCGAUCCACCAAGACUGCCAGGAAAGAGUCCAACAGGAAGUGGACGAAUUCUUCUCCAGACACGAAACGGUUGAUUAUAAUAAUGUCCAAGAGCUGAAGUAUCUGGACAUGGUCAUAUCUGAAGCCCUAAGACUCUACCCACCUGGAUUCAGGUUUGCGCGGGACGUCGAGCAAGACUGUGUGAUAAAUGGUCAGUCUCUACCUAAAGGAGCGUCGCUGGAAAUCCCUGCAGGCUUCCUUCACUAUGAUCCUGAGCACUGGCCCGAACCUGAGAAGUUCAUACCGGAGAGAUUUACUCCAGAAGCCAAGGCCAGCCGGCACCCAUUUGUAUAUCUGCCGUUUGGAGCAGGGCCACGCAGCUGUGUGGGCAUGAGAUUGGCCCAGCUGGAGAUUAAAGUGGCUCUGGUUCACAUAUUUAGGAGAUUCAACGUGGUGGCUUGUGAGGACACCAAGGUUCCUCUGGAGUUGAAGUCAAGCACAACCCUCGGACCCAAGGAUGGGAUUUUUGUCAAAAUAACCAAAAGAGAGAAUUUUGACACGUUAUAAUAGAGUUUCUGUAAUAAUAUUU
Triplophysa rosa is the source of this 1769-nucleotide messenger RNA. RefSeq names its product thromboxane A synthase 1 (platelet) (gene tbxas1). Gene Ontology annotation, molecular function: oxidoreductase activity, acting on paired donors, with incorporation or reduction of molecular oxygen; steroid hydroxylase activity; heme binding. The transcript is spliced from 14 exons. Lineage: Eukaryota; Metazoa; Chordata; Actinopteri; Cypriniformes; Nemacheilidae. The record is from RefSeq and is a predicted model, not a curated record. The coding region runs from base 86 to 1747 and encodes 553 amino acids.